This is a messenger RNA of Ilex paraguariensis (yerba mate), 3198 nucleotides long. The record is from the annotation of a GenBank genome assembly. NCBI's taxonomy places the organism in Eukaryota, Viridiplantae, Streptophyta, Magnoliopsida, Aquifoliales, Aquifoliaceae.
AUGAUAGAGGGCAUCCAAAUUUUCUCUCUUUUUUCCAGGCGGUAUCUGGCAUACAACCUGACACCUGUUGCUGGAGUUGCAGCACACAUAUCACGUAAUGGCCACCCUGCUGACACUUAUUUGUCAAGCUCCAUCAUGGCCCCUCUUCCUUUGUCUGGUGUAAUAAACAUACCAGUCACUGUUCUUGGAUGUUUCCUCGUGCGUCACAACCAAGGUCGUUACCUCUUCAAAUACCAAGACACUGAAGGUUUGACAGAGGUGCAGUCUGAUGCUGGAAAUCAGUUGAUUGAAGCUUGGAACAGAGAACUGAUGUCCUGUGUUCGGGAUUCCUAUAUUAAAAUGGUGGUUGAAAUGCAGAAGUUAAAAAGAGAACCUUCAAUUUCCACUCUUGAGUCAAAUGCAGGUCGUACUGUUAGUGUGGCUUUGAAUGCCUAUGGUGAUCAAAUUUAUUCCUUCUGGCCUAGGUCCAAUGAGCAUUCACUGAUUGACCAUCCUGGUGACGGCAAUCAUGUAAUUCCAGUGAAGGUUCUUAAAGCAGACUGGAAAUGUUUAGUUGAACAAGUAAUAAAGCCUUUCUAUGCCCGCCUUGUUGACCUUCCUGUGUGGCAGCUAUACUCAGGAAAUUUAGUCAAGGCUGAAGAGGGUAUGUUCCUUUCACAACCUGGAAGUGGAGCGGGUGGUAGCUUGCUACCAGCCACAGUUUGUGCCUUUGUGAAGGAACAUUAUCCGGUGUUUUCAGUGCCAUGGGACUUGUUGACUGAGAUCCAGGCGGUUAGAGUUACAGUACGAGAGAUCAAACCUAUGAUGGUUCGCAACCUUCUUAAGGUUUCUUCAACAUCUAUCGUUCUUCGAUCAGUUGAUACAUAUGUGGACGUCCUUGAGUACUGCUUGACUGAUAUUCAGUUUCUGGAGCCACUGAUUCAAGUGGUCCCAAUACAUCAAAAGGUCUCAGCAGCUCUGAUUCUGUUCACAGAUCAAAGAGUUCAUGGGGUGUCCACCCCGAGCCCAAUCAGUUCAGGAGGAGAUGCUCUUGAAAUGAUGACAAGUUUAGGAAAGGCCUUAUUUGAUAUUGGCCGGGGAGUUGUUGAAGAUAUUGGCAGGGCUGGUGUUCCCUUGUCUGAGAAUAACGUCUGUGCAGGUAGUAACAUUGAUGGCAUCAGUAGAAACGGCGCCUGGAAGCUUCAAUCUGUAGCUGCUGAACUCAAAGGCAUACCAUGCCUGACUGCAACAAAUCAUCUAACAAAGUUGGGGGUUACUGAACUUUGGGUUGGAAACAAACAGCAACAAACACUAAUGUUUUCUUUCGCGGCAAAGUUUAUCCAUCCAAAAGUAUUAGAGCGAUCAAUGCUUGCUGAUAUUUUUUCUGACUGUACUCUUCAACCAUUAUUGAAGCUGCAAAGUUUCUCUCUUCGCUUGUUGGCUAAUCAUAUGAGGUUUCUAUUUCAUGAAAACUGGGUAAAUCUUGUUUUUGACUCAAAUAUGGCUCCAUGGUUUUCAUGGGAGAACACUGCGAAUUCUGGUGGUAAAGGGGGUCCUUCUCCCGAGUGGAUUAGGCUCUUCUGGAAAAGUUUUAGUGGAUCCUUGGAAGACCUUUCACCUUUUUCUGAUUGGCCCCUUAUACCUGCUUUUAUGGGCCAGCCUGUAUUAUGCCGUGUAAGAGAGCGUCAUUUGGUCUUCAUUCCCCCCCUCCUUAAUGAUUCAGAUUCUGCAAAUGCUGUUAUGGGUACAACAGAAAGUGACCUUCCUGGAUUAUGUAAUGAGUCUGGAUUGAUACAGCCCUACAUGGUAGCUUUUAAAGUUGCAAAAGCAAAAUACCCUUGGUUGUUAUCGUUGUUGAACCAGUGCAACAUUCCUAUAUAUGAUGCUGCUUUCUUGGAUUGUGCUGUUCCAUGCAACUGUUUCCCUACACCUAGCCAAUCAUUAGGGCAAGUUAUAGCAUCCAAGCUUGUUGCAGCUAAACAUGCUGGCUAUUUUCCUGAACUCACUUCAUUUUUAGCUUCAGAUCGUGAAGAACUCUUUACCCUAUUUGCUUCUGAUUUCUCUUCUAAUGGCUCCGAGUAUGGAAGGGAAGAACUUGAAGCGUUGCGUGAUCUGCCUAUAUAUAAAACAGUUGCUGGGACGUACACUAGAUUGCACCACCCAGAUCUAUGUAUGAUCCCUUCAAAUACAUUUCUCAAGGCAUAUGAUGAGCGGUGUCUUUCUUACACCACAGAUUCAGAUGCAAGUUCAUUACUCCGAGCUCUUGGGGUCCCUGAGUUGCAUGAUCCACAAGUUUUGGUAAGGUUUGGGUUGCCUCGGUUUGAAGGGAAACCUCAGUCUGAGCAAGAGGACAUUUUGAUAUAUCUUUAUACUAAUUGGCAGGAUCUCCAACAAGAUUCUUCUGUAGUUGAAGUGUUGAAGGAGACUAAUUUUGUGAGGAGAGCUGAUGAACUUUCACUAGUUCUCUCUAAACCCAGAGAUCUUUUUGAUCCUAGAGAUGCCUUAUUGACAUCUAUAUUCUCGAAUGAGAGAGAAAGAUUUCCGGGAGAAAGGUUUGUUACAGAUGGAUGGCUGGGGAUAUUAAGGAAAACCGGCCUUCGAACAUCAAUAGAAGCAGAUGUUGUACUUGAAUGUGCCAAAAAAGUGCAGUUUCUUGGAGCUGAAUGUAUGAAACCUAUGGGGAUUCUUGAUGACUUUGACACAGCUCUCUCCAACUGGCAGAAUGAAAUUUCUUUGGAAAUUUGGUCACUAGCUGAAAGUCUUGUCAAAGCAAUAUUCUCAAAUUUUGCUAUCCUUUAUGGCAACAAUUUCUGCAAUCUCCUAGGCAAGAUUGCAUGCAUACCUGCUGAAAAGGGCUUUCCAAAUGUGGGGGGCAAGAAAGGUGGAAAGAGAGUGCUCUGUUCAUAUAGCGAUGCUAUUUUAUUGAAGGAUUGGCCGUUUGCUUGGAGUUGUGCUCCUAUUCUUUCCAGACAGAGUGUAGUUCCACCUGAGUAUUCUUGGGGAGCACUCAAUCUGAGGAGUCCUCCAGCUUUUUCUACUGUUUUGAAACACCUGCAGGUUAUUGGAAGAAAUAGUGGUGAAGACACUCUUGCAUAUUGGCCAGCAGCAUCGGGCUUGAUGACUAUUGAUGAGGCUUCUUUUUCUGUCUUAAAGUAUUUGGACAAUGUCUGGGGUUCCCUAUCUUCUUCAGCUUCUGUUUUGGCUUUUGAUCACAUUUGA